UUAUAACAAUCAAUUUUUUAAUGUUUAAAUACUUUGCUUGUUACAAUAAAGUAUUUUACUUGUUUCUUAACUAUUUUCAAGCAAUGUACCCGACGAGUUCUAAACAUUUGAUUCAAAAUCAAAAAUGGGACCUAAGUAAUCCUUCCAACUGACCUUUGUGCGAUAGUUUAGGUGUACAAGUAUUAAACUUGUAUUCUCAGACAUGUUUAAAUGUUAACAAGCUGCACAAAUGCCCACUUUCGUUGCCUAGAAAUUUAAUGUGUACUAACUUUGCAAAGAGAUAUUGCAAAAACAUACAUUCUAGACAGUUAGAUCAGAGAUUAAUACAUAGUAGGUUCAUUCAAACCCGAACGUUCCGUUGGAAGAAACGCUACUUUGAUGAAAAUUACAUUAAGUGUUGUGACUUUUUGACUCAAAAUCGACUAGUGGUAGGUACAAAUGAUGGGAAUAUUAAAGUCUACAACUUGUUCACCGGUCAAAAAGAAUUAGUGUUUACUGUACACGAUUCCUCUGUCGAUAAAUUAGAAACAAGCAACAACGGGAAAUUGUUGUUAUCGUCAUCAAUGGAGGAUGCUGGUACGUCAUUAUGGUCUAUAGAUAACAAGUCAAUCUCACACAAAUAUUUUUUAAACGAAGUAGAAUACUGCACCUUUAGUAACCAUUGUCAAAAUAAAUUACUGGGAUCUUUAAAUGAACUAGCAGUGAUAUAUGAUGUUGAAACUAGUAAAAGACUAAUGACGUUAGGCAUGGAACCUUCUGACAAUGAUAUAUUAUUUAAUAAUAAGCCUGUGUUUGACGCCACUAAUAAAUUAGUACUAUCUGAAGGUGUACUAUGGGAUGCAACGUCUGGAAAAAGAAUUCAUAAAUUGGCUAAACUUUAUAAGUCACAAUACCUAUCCAACGAUAUUUUCCACCCAAAAAGAAUGGAAAUUAUUUCAAACACAAAAGUAUGGGAUUUGCGUACAUUUCAACUAUUGCGUAGCGUCUCGAGUCUUGAUGGUUGUAAUGUGCUUUUUCCUAUAACAGGAGAAGGCAUGUAUGCUUAUCUUACGACAAGGAGAGAUAAGCCUACAUCAUUUAAAACCCUAGACCCUAAUGAUUACACAACUAUUGCUACUGUUAAUACGAAGAAUGAAUCAUCUAUAAAUCAUAUGGUUUGCAAUACCUAUGACACACAAAUAGCGAUUGUUGCACAGAACUAUCAUGAUGGACGUACUAUACAAAUAUACGACGUUGGAAGAUCACGAGCGGAAGAUGAACCUAUAGAAGAAGAACAAGUCCAAAGUGAUGGGUCAGGGAUGGAUCUGUCAAUAGGGUCGACGGAAAGUGAUUCUGGUUGAUAUUCUUCCAAUUAAUUGUUGUAUGCUAGUUCGACCAACAGUGAUGUCGCCUACUUGCCUGUUUCAUACAUCUGAGGGUAUACAGGAUGAUUCUUAAAAAGUAAUCCAAUCAAUACUUCAUAGGGCCUAAUUAAUUUAAUUUUAUAACUUGUUUAUUUUUAAUUUACUCGUGGUUUCUGUCAAAUCUACUUUAUAAUAAGUUGUGUGCUUUGUUCUAUUUUUAAGAAAUAAUAAUUUAACUUGUGUUGUAUA
This is a messenger RNA of Adelges cooleyi (spruce gall adelgid), 1592 nucleotides long. RefSeq names its product DDB1- and CUL4-associated factor 1-like. The record is from RefSeq and is a predicted model, not a curated record. The coding region runs from base 258 to 1340 and encodes 360 amino acids. Gene Ontology annotation, molecular function: protein binding. Gene Ontology annotation, cellular component: nucleus; Cul4-RING E3 ubiquitin ligase complex. The transcript is spliced from 9 exons. Lineage: Eukaryota; Metazoa; Arthropoda; Insecta; Hemiptera; Adelgidae. Gene Ontology annotation, biological process: protein ubiquitination.